This is a messenger RNA of Beta vulgaris subsp. vulgaris (sugar beet), 1554 nucleotides long. RefSeq lists its product as uncharacterized. The coding region runs from base 1 to 1554 and encodes 517 amino acids. The record is from RefSeq and is a predicted model, not a curated record. The transcript is spliced from 3 exons. Lineage: Eukaryota; Viridiplantae; Streptophyta; Magnoliopsida; Caryophyllales; Amaranthaceae.
AUGGCUGGAGGUUGGCAGGAUACAAAGGAAACAAUUCAGGAUGCUUUCUUGGAAUAUUACAGAUGCUUACUGGGCACUACAGGAGUUACAAAGCCAGUUAACAGGGAAGUGGUGAGAGCUGGUAAAAUUCUCACUCAGGAUCAACAACAUGCUCUUAUGCAACCAUAUAUUGCAGAGGAAGUGAAGUUGGCCAUGUUCUCCAUUGAGGGAAAUAAAGCUCCAGGACAAGAUGGUUUUGGUAGCUUUUAUUACAAGGAUGCAUGGAAGAUAGUUGGGAAUGAGGUAACUGGAACAGUACUAGAUUUUUUUGAACAUGGUAAGAUGCUAAAGGCCUUAAACACAACACAAAUUACUUUAAUUCCCAAAAAUGCACGCCCAAAAGACGUGAGUGAUUUUAGGCCUAUUUCUUGUUGCAACAUCCUAUACAAAUGCAUCACUAAGAUGAUUUGUAAUAGGCUUACAGUUGUUCUCCCUAGUCUGAUAGAAGAGACUCAAGGUGCCUUUGUGCAACAUAGACAAAUUGUACAUAAUAUCAUGAUUGUACAAGAUCCGGUGAAGCAUUAUAACAGGAAAAAUGCUAGUCCAAGUUGUAUCAUUAAGCUGGAUAUGCAGAAUGCUUAUGAUACAAUAAAUUGGACCUUUCUGAGGGCGAUGCUGCUAGCACUUGAUUUUCCUACUAGAUUUGUGGAGCUUGUCAAGGAGUGUGAUUUCAAGUUGUUUUCUGAGACUUCUGGGCUAAAAACAAAUGUAAAAAAAUCCGUAUUCUAUUGCUGUGGAAUGAGUAUGGAGGAUAUUAGAAGAAUUCAGAAUGUGUCUGGUAUAAAGAAGGAAGACAUGCCUUUCAGGUAUUUAGGUGUGCCUAUUCAGAGCACAAUUAGUCAAUUUUGUGCUCAUGAGUAUCCAUGGAUACUGGGCUGGAAUAUUCAUAUACUUCCCGAAAGGGUGAUUAAGGAUAUUGAAAAGGUGUGCAAGGCAUUCUUAUGGUAUGGCAAUCAUUUUAGUGCCAAAGGGGGUUACGUAUCAUGGCAGGAGAUUUGUAGUAGUAAGACAUCAGGGGAUUUAGGCUUCAGGAAUGUGAAAGCUUGGAAUGUGGUUAGCCUAGGGAAGCAUGUGUGGGAUAUAGCACAAAAGAAAGAUAAUGUGUGGGUUAGAUGGGUUCAUGCUGUAUAUGUUCAUGAUGAACAAUGGUGGGAUUACAAGCCUACAUCAGGGGGAAGUUGGUAUUGGAGGAAACUUGGUGCAGUGAAGGAACAACUUAAACAAGUCUUUAUUAGUAACAGGCAGGAGUUUCAGAGUAUGCAACAUUAUUCUAGGAAGAUGAUUUUGCAAAAAAUUACUGAACAAAAACCUCCUGUGCACUGGGAUAUGUACGUGUGGAAUGGAAUUUGCAUCAAUAGAUACAAAUUCAUUAAUUGGCUGGUUAUGAGGGGUAGAUUACACACUGCAGAGAGAAGUACGAUCUAUGAUCCAAAUGCUUACCCAUUAUGCUUAUUAUGUGGUGAUGCUGCUGAAACUCAGACACACUUACUAUUCCAAUGCUGCUAUAGCAAAUAG